UUGCCGGGAAGGAGCCUGCGAGAGAAAGGCGGAAGCGUCAACCCGGGCAGUGAAAGCGGAAGUUGCUGGGAUGGAAAGGAAACGAACGGCUCCCAAAGCCCAGCCUGACGAUGCAGGGACCCAGACUGACCUGCGCUGGGAGCGUGAGGUCAGUGGCAACCAAUGGCAGGUGUUCCCACCUGAGCAGAGUGAGGCCCUCAGCCAAGCAGCUCGGGCACGGAAAUGGUCAGAAAAAUUAGGAGACGACCAUGUGGACCUGCGCAAGAUGUUGCAGAGGAACAAGCAGAGCGGUCAGGAGAACCGUGUCCGUGCGGCUGUCUGGGAUCAGAAAUCUUAUUUUGUCUGGCAAUGGGAAGGAGAUGAGGAAAACGACUGGAUUCCAUACCCCGCUACCACCUGCUUGAAUUUACGGGCAGCUAAGAACGGUGACCGGAGACCCAUAGUGUAUUUGACAUUUAGUCGAACGCGCUACAAGCUGGACACAGCCCGCAUGGUGCAGACAAACCAGCGGACUAAAUUUGAACGUCGGAUGGACUGCAGGGAAUCAGAUGCAACAGAAGCAGAGGUUGGAUCUCAGCUGAGCAGCAGUGACUUGGAUGCCAGUAUGGUGGUUCCUGCUAAGAAGUGCCAGACUGAAUUAGAUGCCCCUGCAUCUCAGGGGCAAGGAGAUGAUGUCAAGGCAGUGAAGACAUUGACAGUGAAGGGAAAAGCUCCAGUGGACCCAGAGUGCAAAGCCAAAUUGGGCAAAGCCCAUGUUUAUUGCGAAGGAGAUGCCAUUUACAAUGUGAUGUUGAAUCAGACAAACCUUCAAUUCAACAACAAUAAAUACUAUAUCAUACAACUGUUGGAAGAGGACAAUGCACGGAACUACAGUGUCUGGAUGCACUGGGGGCGCGUGGGUAAACCUGGCCAGCACUCCCUCAUUCCUUGCUCUGGAGAUUUAAUGAAAGCCAAAGACAUCUUCACCAAAAAGUUCCUAGAGAAAACCAAAAAUGAAUGGAACACACGUGCCAGCUUCCAGAAGGUCACAGGGAAAUACGAUCUUAUUCAUCUGGACUACAAAGCCAACAAUGCUGACAAUCCAGAAGCUGCCCCCAAGAAGACAGUUUCCAUACCCCAGGUGGUCUCCCAACUGGACUUAAGGGUACAGGCUUUGGUAGAGUUGAUAUGUAGUAUUCAGACGAUGGAGGAGAUGGUGAUCGAGAUGAAGUACGACACCCGAAAAGCUCCACUAGGAAAGUUGACAGCUGAACAGAUCCAAGCAGGAUACCGGUCAUUACAGAAAGUAGAAGCAUGUCUAAAGUGGAGUCAGACAGGUUCUGUCCUGUUGGAAGCUUGCAAUGAAUUCUAUACCCGAAUCCCCCAUGAUUUUGGGUUAAAAACACCACCACUAAUAAGGACAUUAAAAGAACUACAAGAAAAGGCACAGCUAUUAGAGGCUCUCAGUGAGAUCCGUAUUGGUAUCAAACAUGUGCAAUCAGAACAGUUGGAUCUGGAACACCCUUUGGACCAGAGCUACAGGAAUCUCGACUGUGAACUCCAACCCUUGGAAAAGGCUAGCAAUGUUUUCCAGGUGCUGGAGCACUACUUGCUGUCCACCCAUGCUCCCACCCACAAGGAUUACACGAUGACCCUGGUUGAGGCCUUUGAGGUGAACAAGAAAAAGUCAGAAGCCGUCUUCCGUUUUGACCUGCCCAACAGGAUGCUGCUGUGGCACGGAUCUCGCCUGGGUAACUGGGCGGGGAUUUUGAGCCAGGGGUUGCGUGUGGCACCACCAGAGGCUCCCGUGACAGGUUACAUGUUUGGAAAAGGCAUUUAUUUUGCGGAUAUGUCCUCUAAGAGUGCCAAUUACUGCUUUGCCACUCGCGAGAAAGACGUCGGCUUCCUCCUGCUGUCAGAGGUUGCUCUAGGAGAAUCCAAUGAACUGUUGGAGGCUAAUCCAGAAGCAGAAAAACUACUGUUCAGGAAACAUAGUACCAAAGGCCUUGGCAAGCUUGCUCCAGCCAGUUGUGUUUUUCUGCAUGGUGCCACUGUUCCUGUGGGCCCAGCUAAAGAAACCGGGAUAGCAAACCCUCAUGGCUAUGCCCUAAAUUAUAAUGAAUUUGUUGUCUAUGACCCACGGCAGGUGCGUAUGAAGUACCUUCUCAAGGUGCGCUUCAAUUUCCCACGGAUUUGGUAAAUGGAGAAAAAAAUGGAGAGAAAAACUGGCGUAAGAAUGACAUCUUGAAGCAGAGAUGGUUCUCUUUUGAUGGGUGCUUUCUACUUGAGAGGCUGAAGAAGACAACUCCUGAAACUGACCUUGUCGUGCGGUUAGAAAACUUUUGCCGUAUUUUCGUUUACAUUUCUGUUACGAAGUUGUCUCCUGAGUGA
Messenger RNA from Notechis scutatus (mainland tiger snake), 2370 nucleotides. The record is from RefSeq and is a predicted model, not a curated record. Lineage: Eukaryota; Metazoa; Chordata; Lepidosauria; Squamata; Elapidae.